AUGAGUGUUUUAAAAUCUCAACAAUUUCUAAGUAUUAUAUUUGACCAUAAACAGCCAUCAGUAAUAGAACGCAUUGACACCGAUAAAUUGGCUAAAAUCAAAGAAAAUAGAAAAAGACUAGUUCCUAUUAUUCAGUGUAUUUUGUUGUGUGGUAGAGAAGAAAUUCCUUUACGGGGACAUCUGGAUUUUGGUAAAAUAGUGGUAGAUGAUAUAAAUUCUAGAGAAGGUAAAUUUCGUGCCAUUUCAAAAUAUCGAGCAAUAGGCGAUGAACAUUUAAAAAAUGUGUUGGAAGGUUGUGGUAAAAGGAACAAAUAUACAAGUCCUAUAAUUCAAAACCAAAUUAUUGAGGCGUGCAAUAAAAUUAUUCUGAAACAGAUUGUUGAUAAAGUAAAUUCUUCAAAAUGCUUUUCAAUCUUAGCUGACGAAACGACUGAUGUAGCUACGAAGGAACAAUUGUCAAUAAACGUGCGUUAUGUGGAUGAUGAUGAUUUGUUACACGAAGAUUUCCUUCAAUUUUUUGAAAUAAACAGUUUAACUGGAUCAAGUUUAGCUUCAUCUAUAUUGAAUGGUUUAAAUGACUGCGGUAUUGAUUUUAACCACUUGUAUGGCCAAGGCUAUGAUGAGGCCAGUAACAUGGCAGGGAAAUUCAAUGGUUUCCAAGCUUUAAUUAGAGAUACCCAUCCAAAGGCACUAUACGUUCAUUGCUCUGCACAUUCUUUCAAUUUAGCAGUAUAUACAUCAAGUGAUAUAAAAUCAGUUAGAAAUUGUUUGGGAAUCGUUGAACGACUUUAUGUAUUUUUCAACACACCAAAAAGAAAAAAUGAAUUAAUCAACGAAAUUGAAAACAGUGACUCUAUACCUAGUUCUAGCGCUAGGACACUUAAAAGGCAAUGUGCAACACGUUAG
Messenger RNA from Aphis gossypii (cotton aphid), 906 nucleotides. RefSeq names its product zinc finger MYM-type protein 1-like. The coding region runs from base 1 to 906 and encodes 301 amino acids. The record is from RefSeq and is a predicted model, not a curated record. NCBI's taxonomy places the organism in Eukaryota, Metazoa, Arthropoda, Insecta, Hemiptera, Aphididae. The transcript is spliced from 4 exons.